Messenger RNA from Penicillium brevicompactum, 2268 nucleotides. Its product is annotated as bifunctional anthranilate synthase/indole-3-glycerol-phosphate synthase. Gene Ontology annotation, cellular component: cytosol. The coding region runs from base 1 to 2268 and encodes 755 amino acids. The record is from RefSeq and is a predicted model, not a curated record. The transcript has a single exon. Lineage: Eukaryota; Fungi; Ascomycota; Eurotiomycetes; Eurotiales; Aspergillaceae. Gene Ontology annotation, biological process: L-tryptophan biosynthetic process. Gene Ontology annotation, molecular function: indole-3-glycerol-phosphate synthase activity; phosphoribosylanthranilate isomerase activity; anthranilate synthase activity.
AUGUCGGGACUCAUCGAUCGUUCUCCCAACCACCCCACCAUAGCGUCAAAGCUGACCACCGCCUCUAAUGUCAUCUUGGUCGACAACUAUGAUUCAUUCACCUGGAAUGUAUACCAAUACCUUGUUCUUGAGGGCGCAACUGUCACAGUCAUUCGCAAUGACCAAAUCACCGUCGAGGAACUAGCAGCGAAGAACCCUACCCACUUGGUCAUCAGCCCCGGCCCCGGCCACCCCGAGACCGAUGCAGGUAUCAGCAACGCCGCGAUCGAGUACUUUAGUGGGAAAAUCCCCAUUUUUGGUGUGUGCAUGGGCCAGCAAUGUAUGAUCACAACCUUUGGUGGCAAGGUCGAUGUGACUGGCGAAAUCUUGCACGGAAAGACAUCAGAGUUGAAGCAUGACGCCAAGGGUGCUUACAAGGGAUUGCCAACUUCCUUGGAGGUAACUCGGUAUCACUCUCUCGCCGGAACACACUCGACUAUCCCCGACUGCUUGGAGGUGACUUCUUGGGCCGAUCUUGAGGACGGAAGUGGCAAGAAUGUUAUUAUGGGCGUGAGACACAAGGAGCUUGCAGUGGAGGGUGUCCAAUUCCACCCGGAGAGCAUCCUCACCCAAUACGGACGUCAAAUGUUUAGAAACUUCUUGGAACUCACAUCUGGAACAUGGGACAACAAGAGUGGGGCUGUUGCUGCUGCUCCUGCGUCGACUGAGAAGAAGGUUUCAAUUCUGGACAAGAUCUACGCCCAUCGCAAGAACGCCGUUGCCGAGCAAAAGAAGAUCCCAGCUCUCCGACCUGAGGCUCUUCAGGCCGCAUAUGAGUUGAACAUUGCACCACCCCAGGUGUCAUUGCCCGCACGUCUGAGACAGUCAAAGUACCCACUUUCUCUCAUGGCUGAGAUCAAGCGUGCAUCACCCUCCAAGGGUAUAAUUUCGGCAGACGUGUGCGCUCCCGCGCAAGCACGAGAGUACGCCAAGGCCGGCGCUAGCGUCAUCUCUGUCCUCACAGAGCCGGAGUGGUUCAAGGGCACAAUUGACGACCUGAGAGCUGUCCGCCAGAGCCUGGAAGGUCUUACCAACCGACCCGCCGUCCUGCGCAAGGAGUUUGUCUUUGAUGAAUACCAGAUCCUGGAGGCACGUUUGGCUGGCGCUGAUACCGUUUUGCUGAUCGUGAAGAUGUUGGAUGUCGAGCUUCUGACUCGACUGUACCAUUACUCGCGCAGCCUGGGCAUGGAGCCUGUGGUGGAGGUCAAUACGCCCGAAGAGAUGAAGAUCGCCGUCGACCUGGGCUCCGAGGUUAUUGGCGUCAACAACCGAGACCUGACCAGCUUUGCCGUCGAUCUUGGAACAACAAGCCGCCUCAUGGAUCAAGUGCCUGAGAGCACAAUCGUGUGUGCUCUCAGUGGAAUCUCAGGACCCAAAGAUGUGGAAAACUACAAGAAGGAUGGUGUGAAGGCCAUUCUCGUGGGCGAAGCUCUUAUGCGGGCACCCAACACAUCCGCCUUUGUGGAAGAGCUCCUCGGAACCCCUGAACAAACAUCACUUGGCUCGUCAUCAGCCUCCCCACUGGUGAAGAUCUGUGGUACUCGCACCGAGGCGGGAGCCAAAGCUGCUAUUGAGGCUGGUGCAGAUUUGAUUGGCAUCAUUAUGGUUCAAGGUCGCUCUCGAACUGUUCCAGACGAUGUCGCCCUCCGCAUUUCGAAUGUGGUCAAGUCAACUCCUCGUCCUGCCAACAGCACAAAUCAAGAAUCUACGACAGCCACACCACUGGAGUGGUUCGAGCACUCUACUAAUGUUUUACGUCACCCUUCUCGUGCUUUGCUGGUCGGUGUCUUCAUGAACCAACCACUUUCAUAUGUUAUUUCUCAACAGCAAAAGCUUGGACUUGAUGUUGUGCAACUGCAUGGAUCAGAACCUUUGGAAUGGGCAAGUCUGAUCCCAGUUCCUGUGAUCCGCAAAUUCGCACCUGGAGAUAUUGGUAUCUCACGCAGGGCUUACCACACUCUUCCGCUCCUUGAUUCUGGUGCCGGAGGCUCCGGUGAGCUCCUCGAAGCCAGUGGUGUCAGCAAGGCCCUUGAAAGCGACGAGGGACUACGUGUCAUUCUGGCCGGAGGGUUAAAUCCCGACAACGUCGUCGAGACUGUGGCGCAGUUGGGACAGUCUGGCCGCAAGGUUGUUGGACUGGAUGUCAGCUCUGGUGUUGAGACCAACGGAGCCCAGGAUUUGGACAAAAUCCGAGCUUUCGUCAAGGCCGUGAAGAGCAUUCGGCAAUGA